UCCAGGGGCAACAGCGCCGGUCGUGGCACCAGCGCCAUUGAAAAAAGCGACGCCGGCGGUAAUCCCAGGGGCACUGUCGCCGGCUGCGGCAGACUGGCGAGCGCGCGGUCACUCGAGAUCGCCCCUGUCAGUACCACUGCCAUGCCACAGGCCGUGGGCGAUGGAGACACCGCUGCGAUGCAAGUUCUGGGCCCUGUGUUGGCCAUGCCGACCACCGGAGCUGCUGCCAAAAGGAAGGCUGCAGUUCGAUCGCCAAACGGCCGCCUACGGAAGCCACGCGCGCCCAUGGUGAGCAGGGGCACUCCUGCGGGGCCUAAGAAGGUCCCCAACAAGAAUGCCGUUGCCAUCUCCGGCGAACCGGCAGGCACGCAAACUGGUGCCCAAGGCAAUGAACUGCCGAAGGCUGUCUCCCCCGCGGCGCCGCUGACCAAAGGCAGGAAGAGGAAGAGCGUGGCCUCCGGCGCCGCACCCUCACUGGCAUCAAUGGCGCCGAGCAGCGCAGCCACCCAGUGCAGCCUUGUCACCAGGCGAAACAACAGAAGCAGCAGCACGGCGUCCACAGCGCGAGCAAAGAAGCACACCAUCCUGACAUGGCUGAUGGACAGCGGUGUGCUCAAGGAGAAAGAGAAGAUGUUCUACAUGACGAGGCCGGAGCUUGCUGCUGCAGGCAACAACAGCAACUGCGGCACCGCAAAAGUCGUCACUGGCACGGUCACCCGGGCCGGCAUUCACUGCAGCUGCUGCAACACCGCCAUGCCGGUCCCAGCUUUCACCUCCCACAUCGGCUUCAGUGACGAGACAUCGCAGCCGCUAGCGUGGGAGCAGCUCCUGCUCACGUCCGGCAAGCGGCUGCUGUGGUAUGUGCAAGAGGCGUGGAAGAAAGAGAGCAUGAGGAUAUUCCCCGCGGAGGAGAAGGCGGUGCUGGAGCAGGACAGGGACAGUAGCGCGCAGGCGAAGAAGAAGCUGAUUCUCAACGCCAGUCGAUGCAGGAAAUACGAUCUCGCCGUCGAGGGGGUCAAUGGCGGCGGGGACCAGAGUGACGAUGCGUGCGGCGUGUGCGCGGACGGCGGGCAACUGCUGUGCUGUGACAGCUGCCCGUCGACGUUCCACCCGGAGUGCCUCGGCGUGCAGGUGCCUGAAGGCUCCUGGGUCUGCCACUACUGCCGGUGCUUUGUGUGUCUCGCCCGCGAUGAUGGCCAUGACGGCGGCCUGUCCACGUGCCAGCAGUGCGCUCGCAAAUAUCACCAACAAUGCUGCCCGUCCCUGUUAGCCGGGCACGAGAUCAGCCCCUACUGCAGCAAAACCUGCAACAAGAUGGCUGCGAAGCUGGCUAAUAUAUUGGGAGCUACAAAUGCCGCCGGUGGAGAAGGCUUCUCAUGGUCCCUACUGAAGAUCCACAAGGACUCUACGCCUGGCUCCUCCUCAGAUUCUUGCGCCGACAUUGCCAUACUCGAGUGCAACGGGAAGCUGGCGGUGGCGCUGGGCGUGCUGAACAAGUGCUUCAACCCCAUGAAGGACAGGCGGACCGGCAUGGACAUGCUACACCAAGCUGUGUACAGCCUAGGAUCGGAGUUCAAGCGGCUGAGCUACGAAGGAUUCUACACCAUGGUCCUGGAGAAGGACGCGGAGAUCAUCUCAGUGGCAUUGGUCAGGUUUCACGGCAGCAAAUUGGCGGAGAUGCCAUUCGCGGGCACGCUGCCGCACUACCAGAGGCAGGGGAUGAUGCGCCGCCUUGUCAACGCCGUCGAGCAGGUGCUGUCGACGUUGGAGGUGGAGAACCUGCUGAUUCCGGCGGUGCCCGAGGUGGUGGACACGUGGAAGCGUUCCUUCGGCUUCGCGCCCGUGGAACCGCGGCUGAGGGAGGAGACCAAACUGCUCAGCAUGGUCAUCGUCAACGGCACCACUCUCCUACAGAAACCCAUCAUCAACGCUGCUGCGUCAUCCUCCUCGAAGCAGCAAAAACAUGCCGAGGACCUGGGCCAGGCGGCACCAGUGGCGCCACCGAUGAGCGAGGACGAGCUGGCGUUCCUGGAGAUGGUCUGGCCGGUCUGCAGCUUCACCGACCUCGUUACCGGGAUCGCCUAUUCCCCACGCCCAUUCUGUGCAGACCCGCUGGCCGCCGCCGUCAGGGCUCCCGUGGGCAGUGGUUGUAGCCUGGGGAGGAGCUCUGUUGAUGGUGGCGCUGGGGGGCGGCCGCGGUCCUGGGGCAGCCAGGCGGCGGGCAGCUCUGGCGGCGGUUGCAGUAGCAGCGUGUCCAAGAUCUACGCUGCGGCCGCGCGUGGCGGCAGCCUCCGGCUCGGCAUCAACAAGUGA
Messenger RNA from Lolium rigidum, 2313 nucleotides. RefSeq names its product increased DNA methylation 1-like. The transcript is spliced from 6 exons. The coding region runs from base 142 to 2313 and encodes 723 amino acids. Lineage: Eukaryota; Viridiplantae; Streptophyta; Magnoliopsida; Poales; Poaceae. The record is from RefSeq and is a predicted model, not a curated record. Gene Ontology annotation, molecular function: transcription corepressor activity; acyltransferase activity, transferring groups other than amino-acyl groups. Gene Ontology annotation, biological process: negative regulation of DNA-templated transcription.